CAUGUGACUCUGGCGGUUUCCAUCGAGAGCCUUUUGUUUACCUGGGCUCUUGGUGCCCGAGGCAUUGCCAAGGUCUCUGCUGGAGGCCCAAGCGGGGCGUGAAGCCAGCCCUGCCAGGGAAGACAGGUUUAGGGGUGGUUCGGGUAGCAGCAUGUAAAGCAAUAAAGUGAUGUUGCAGUGGCAUUUGCUUGGGACCAGUGACAGCACCUGGCUCAGUGCUGUGGCAGGGGGGAAUACAAAAGGGUAAUGUGGGGAGCGUGUUGCCUCCCAAGCUGGGAAGGGGGCUCAGCUCUCCCUGUGCCCGCAGAGAGGGCACAGACGCUUCUUGGCAGACAUUAGGAGUGCUUGGUGAGGAGAGGGUCCCUUGGGAGCUGCCCAGUUGCUUCUUCAGUAUCCCUGCCCGAUGCAGGGCGCUGGGUGAGCCGAACAUCCAGCCUUAGCAGAAGGGGCCAUUCUGAGUUUGUGUGAUCCUCUGCAGCCACAGUGUGUGGAGUGAAGGAGCCUGGUGUGGGGAGUGGGGCUUUUCUUUGUCUUAACUCAUCUGCUGGCCUUGAAGCAAGCAUCCCAGCCCAUAAAUGGGGUAGCAAGAUCUGGGAUGGCGGGGGCAUUAGUUCAAAGCAGUGAGGAGACAGCUGCUGGUGUGGGGCAGUGAGGAGUUCAUCUGGAGCCUCUCUAGGCCUUGUGUUCAGGGUAUUUGGCACGUGGAAAUACAGAAGAAGGUGUUUUGUCCUGUUUGAAAACAGUUUACGGCUCUGUGUGCAUGUGUUUGUAGGGGAGCAGAGGGUGUGGAUUCCUUGCCGCACGAGGCUGGAUGCGCUCUCUGUGCCUUCACUUCUCCAUCUGCACUGUGCUUCCAGAGCCCCUUCUUUCUGCUCAAGCAUGAAGAGCACCCGCAGCAGCUCCUCCUUCCAGGGUGCUGGUUCUGGGAGCGUGGAUCUAAGCUUGACUGGCCUCCCCGUGCCGGUCUUGCGGCGUCCCAGCAGUGCCUCUCCUGCCAAGCACAUGGUGCGCUCUGUCUCGGUCACCACUGAUGGCAAACCAAAGAGGAACACUCUGGGGGAUGCGGGAUCCCGGGCAAUGAACAACCUCCGGAGGUCCAACAGCACCACGCAGGUUAACCAGCGGGUGAACAGCACGUGCAGCUCAGACCAGACGGGAGACUUCCUGAGCUUCUUUGAGAGUGGUUCGGGGGGAAGAAAGAAAUUGGCGAGUCUGAGCAAAACCUCCCCAGAAAAGAAAACCACAUGGAACAUCUUGGACGAUCAGCCGCGAGCGUUCCCGGGCUUCCGCAGCGGUGAGCCACCAGCAGGCAUGAGGAGGAAAGAAGCCACCGUGCUCCUGGCAGCCAACUUCACUGCCAACAACAGGAGCAACAAGGGUGCAAUGGGCAACUGUGUCACCACCAUGGUGCACAACAACUACUCCACCACGGAGAAGGGCCCUGCACCCAAGAGCUCCAACCAGGCACCCAGCUCCCUCAACAAUGUUGUCAAAGCGACCUCAAAUGAGGAUGGUGAAAGCAGCAGCUUUGCGAAGUCUCAGAAGAAUUUCUCCAGCAACAACAUCAUGACCCACAACAACAACAGCAGCCUGCCCCAGAGGAAGGAGGUGACCGAGGAGGAGGCAGAGAGGUUCAUCCAGCAGGUGAACCUGGCCGCUGUGACCAUCCAGCGCUGGUACCGACGCCAUUCACAACGGCACAGGGCGGCGGCAGCAGCUCUGGGGCGCUUGCUGGCUGCCAAAAGGGAGGAAAGACAGCAGCAGAUGGAGGAAGGGAAUAUCCUGGAUCUGCAGGAGAGGAAGGAUGAGGAACGCUGGAAGAUCCGAGAGGAGAAGGCGCGUCUGGCCCGCCGUGCUGCCAUCCAGGAACUGCACCAGAAAAGGGCCCAAAAGGCUUCAGACACAAAGCGCUUGGCAGAAGAGCUUGUGCUGGUGAAGGGGAGCAGAAGGGUAGCAAAGAAGAAGCCUGCCAAACCUGCUUCUGCAAGAAGCAUCAGUCCAGCCAGCAGUGUCACCAAAGCCAAUAAUGCUGAGGCCAACUUCCAUUCCGUGCCUGCAGAACCAGAAGAAAGCGACCUCGCAGACCUUGGCUCUGUGCCCUUGCGGGACCCUGGCGUAGAGGACAAGCUGCAGGAUGUGAGCUCCAGAGAAACGGGUGGUGAGGAUCUGGAGUCGGUGGUGAUGGCUGUCAGCAGGGCUCAGUCCAAGGUCACUCUCAAUGAGCUGCUGGACACACUCAGGCUGUUGGAGGAAGAACCAGAGCUACUGCCCCCACCAAAGCUCCUCCAGAAGGACAGAUAUGCCUGGAUAGAUGGGCAGGAGCCCAGCUCCAAUUCCCUGACUACUGAUAACUUGGAGAAGUUUGGGAAGCUGAACCACUCCCCGGGGGUCCCUGAGGAUGGGUCCCUGCUCUCAGAGGCCAAGCUCCAAAGCAUCAUCAGUUUCCUGGAUGAGAUGGAGAAGUCGGAACAGGAGAGACCCAGGUCGGCCGCCUCAGCCACACAGCGGGAGGGUCUCCUGGAAGAGGAGCUGGCUCACUGGGAGCAGGCGUCGGCUGUUGCCACGGAGGUCACGAGCUCCAUCGUGAGGCUGAAGCUGGAAGUGAAGGAGAAGCAGCAAGCCAUCGGGCUGCUUCAGACCGCCCUGGCUCAGCAGAGGGAACUGACUGACCGACACGUCAAACAGACCGAGAAGGAGCUUGGCCACCAGCUCAGGCUGCAGAGGGAACAGUAUGAGGCAGCUAUCCAGAGGCAUCUGGCCUUCAUCGACCAGCUCAUUGAUGAUAAGAAGGUGCUGAGUGAGAAGUGCGAGGCUGUGGUAGCUGAGCUGAAACAAGUGGACCAGAAGUACGGCAAAAAGGUCACCCAGAUGCAGGAGCAGCAUGAGCUGGUCUGGCGCACUUUGGGCCCCUUUUGCGAGGAGAUUAAGAAACUGAAGGAAUUGAUGAGUGCAGCUGAGAAAAUCAGGCGGGAGAAGUGGAUUGAUGAGAAAACCAAAAAGAUCAAAGAAAUCACCGUGAAAGGGCUGGAGCCAGAGAUCCAGAAGCUCAUCGCCAAGCACAGGCAGGACAUCAGAAAGCUGAAGAUGCUGCACGAGGCCGAGCUGUUGCAGUCGGAUGAGCGGGCUGCCCAGCGCUACAGCCAGCAGGCAGAGGAGCUGCGGGGCCUGCUGGAGCGGGAGAAGGAGGAGCAGAGCCAGCGGGAGAGGGAGCGGGCCCGGCAGCGGUGUGAGCAGCAGCUGGAGCAGGAGGAGCAGGCGCUGCAGCAGCAGCGGCACCGGCUCUAUGCGGAGGUGGCCGAGGAGAAGGAGCGGCUCAGUCAGCAAGCAGCCAGGCAGAGAGCAGAGGCGGAGGAGCUGCGGCAGCAGCUGGAGGCAAGCAGCAAGGCCAUCACCAGGGCACUGAAGGAGGAGUACGCCAAGGAGAAGGAGGAGCAGGAGAGGCGGCAUCAGGCAGAAGUGAAGGUGCUGAAGGACCAGCUGGAGAUCGAGAAGCAGGCCUGGGAGGCCAACUACAUAAAGAAGGAGGAAGCCUGGCUGCUCUCCCGGGAACGGGAGCUGCGGGAGGAGGUGAGGAAGGAGAGAGACAAAGAGAUCGAGCUGGUGAUCCAGCGCCUGGAGGCUGACAUGUCCUCAGCCAAGGAGGAGUGCGAGAGGGCAGCUGAGAACAGGAUUAAGAGGAUCCGAGACAAGUACGAGGUAGAGCUCCAGGAGCUGGAGAGGUCUGAGCGGAAGCUGCAGGAACGCUGCAGUGAGCUGAAGGGGCGGCUGGCAGAGCUGGAAGGGGAGAGCAUCCGUCUGCAGGGCCUGCUGAAGCACAAGGAGCAGGAGGUGGAGGAGAUCCAGAAGGUGAGGGACCAGCUGGCCCAGGAGCGGAGCAGCCUAGCAGAAGUGAUCCGGCAGGAAUUUGUGGACCGGCUGGUGGGGACAGAGGAGGAGAACAAGCGGCUGAAGGCAGAGAUGGCGGAGAUGAGAGCCCGGCAGCGCCUGGAGCUGGACAGGGUAGUGCGGGAGAAGGACAAGGAGCUGGAGGACAUUCACAGGAGGGUGAAGACGGCGGUCGUGAGGAAGGAGGAGAGCGUGAGCAGCCUUCGGAAGCAGUACGAGGCAGCCGUGCAGAGAGCCAACCGCCUGGAAGCGCUCCUGGAGCAACAGCGAAAGCAGCUGCUGGCCACCAAAUGACCACCCUGCCGUGCAGGGCUGGGGGUGCUCCGGGGCACCCGUGGGACCCGCGGGCCGGGGGAGCAGACACUCCUGUGUGUGGGGCUGGGGCUGGGCUCUUCCUUCCCUCCUUCCACCCUUGUUUUUCGCAGCCUGGUCCCAGUGCCGCCACCGUGAGCCCCGCCGGGGCAGCCGGCAGCCUUCAGCUGUUCGGUGGUUGUCUUUUAGCAGUAAAUCUGCAUUGGUUUCUA
Molecule: messenger RNA, 4409 nt
Organism: Falco peregrinus (peregrine falcon)
Lineage: Eukaryota; Metazoa; Chordata; Aves; Falconiformes; Falconidae
Gene: CEP131
Product: centrosomal protein 131
Exons: 26
Coding region: 880-4179 (1099 amino acids)
Biological process (GO): intraciliary transport involved in cilium assembly; regulation of centrosome duplication; cilium assembly
Cellular component (GO): centriolar satellite
Source: RefSeq, a predicted model, not a curated record